Messenger RNA from Spodoptera frugiperda (fall armyworm), 4558 nucleotides. It is a transcript of the gene lqf, whose product is annotated as epsin-2. The record is from RefSeq and is a predicted model, not a curated record. Gene Ontology annotation, biological process: endocytosis. Gene Ontology annotation, cellular component: plasma membrane; endosome; clathrin vesicle coat. Lineage: Eukaryota; Metazoa; Arthropoda; Insecta; Lepidoptera; Noctuidae. Gene Ontology annotation, molecular function: phospholipid binding; clathrin binding. The transcript has 13 exons. Bases 328 to 2028 code for a protein of 566 amino acids.
UUAUUUACUAUUCAAAUAAAAUUAUGACCGGAUGACCUGUUGGAGGACAUGUUGAUUUUGUCACGAAUAAAAACGAUAUUUGUCAAUUCGUCAAAAACUGUUUUGUUUAGACGAAAAAUUAACUAAAUUGUACAGUAAAUCGUGUGAUACCGUGUUGUGUAACGUUAGAACAGUAUAAUGUGUGAUAUAUAUUUACAAAAAUAAGUUUGACUGAGGGAUAAACAUUCGUUACAACGUCAAUUCUUGUUAUUUGACGAGGCGACUAACCAACAAAACUUGGCUGUUUUUGUCUAAAAUUUAAACAAAAUACAACACUUGCACACCAACAUGCCCCGUGGCCGGGACGAAAUGCAAGUAAACGUGGCAGGCCUAAGGAGAAAUAUUAAAAACCUCGCGCACAACUAUUCCGAUGCCCAGGUAAAAGUGCGCGAGGCGACAUCAAACGACCCAUGGGGCCCUUCGAGCACGCUGAUGGCGGAGAUCGCCGACCUCACGUACAACGUGAUGGCGUUCACAGAGAUCAUGCAGAUGAUCUGGAAGCGGCUCAACGACCACGGCAAGAACUGGCGGCACGUGUACAAGGCGCUCGUGCUCAUGGAGUACCUCAUCAGGACCGGCAGCGAGAAGGUGGCGAUGCAGUGCAAAGAGAACAUCUUUGCAAUACAUACGCUUAAGGACUUCCAGUAUAUGGAGGAGGGGAAAGAUCAGGGUCAAAACGUUCGCGAGAAGGCGAAAGCGUUGGUGAACCUAUUGAAAGACGAGGAGAGACUGAAGAACGAGCGGGCGCGCGCGCUCAAGGCGAAGCAGAGGUUCGCGCAGAGUGCCAGCGCCUUCGGCAGCGACGGCGCGCUCGACACGCCCAGCAGCCCCUCCUACCCGGCCUUCGGCAGUGAAGGCGCGCUAGGAGGGCUAGACUCCAGCCCCUACCCCACGCUGGGCGGCGAGGGCGCGGAGUGGUCGGGGCGCGAGGCGGAGCUGGCGCGGCCGCUGACGGCGGGCGAGGAGGAGCUGCAGCUGCAGCUGGCGCUGGCCAUGUCGCGCGAGGAGGCCGAGCGGGACGAGCGCCGCCGCCGCUCCGACGACGUGCGCCUGCAGCUCGCCAUCAGCCAGUCGCAGCAGGACUUCCAGACAACAGACGGGCUGCCGCCGCCUAAGAAGGGCCAGUCUACGUCCCAGCAGUCGCACCUGCUGGACCUGCUGGACGUCAACCUCAGCAGUCCGCCGUCCUCUGCCCCACCCCCACUAGUGGACCCCUGGGGCGGCGCCGAGCAACCUAGACCGGAGACAUCAUCAGACGCGUGGUCGGCAGUAGGAAGUCCGGCGAAGGACCCGUGGGCCCCCGCCGCCGCCGCAGACCCGUGGGCACCUGUCGCACACGCGAAGUCCCCGGUGUCAGUCCUGUCGUCGCCUUCCUCGUCGGAGCUGGAGCAGUUCGACGCGCUGUCGCAGCGGCCGCGCAACAACCUCAACAACAACACCGACGCCGACCCCUUCGACCUCACCGCGCUCAGUGACAGUCUAACGCCGAAGCCAUCGUCCCCGGCGGGGGCGGCGGGUAUGAAGAAGUCUCCGUCUGCGUUCCUGGGCGAGAACUCGUCGCUGGUGAACCUGGACCGCCUGCUGCAGCCGGCCGCCGCGCCCCCCGCGCCCCCCGCCGCGCCCCCGCAACACACACACAACCCCUUCGCCGACACCCCCCCGGUCGCGCGCCCCGCGCAGAUGUUCACACAGCCACCGCCGGCGCGGUUAACUAUGAACGAGUUGAAACAACAGCAGAUGGGUCUAACGGGGCUCAACUUCGGCACGGCUUCCCCAGCGUUUGGGGCGCCAGCCCCUAUGCCCACUAUGGCAGCUCCACUGGCGCCCAGUGGGAUGGCGGGCGGCAUGGCGGGUGCAGGCCUGGCGCCCAGCCUGGCGCCCGCGGGGGUGGCGGGCGCGGACCCGUGGGCCCCGGUGGCGGCGCCCCGCUCCACGUCGCCGUGGUCCCCGCCACACCAACGCCACACACCCAACCCCUUCCUCUCCUAGCCGCUCACCACACAGGGUUCAAGAUAACGCGGGGCGCGUCGCGUGCGCCGGUCCCGGGCCGGGCCGUACCCGGCGCGGCCGGGGCCGGCGGCGGCAGGGCCGGGCCGGGGCCGGCGCCCCGUCCACAAACUGUUCUACUACCACGACUACGUGUACUUGACCAAAUCAUAAAGUGUACCCCACUGUCGCGAGUACUGUACCGAACUAUUAUUCCUCAGUCGCCGCUUUACGGACUUAGUAUUUGUGUUUCUUUUGUACGUCCUAUAUAAACGAUCACCAAUUUUGAUUACCAAUAAAAUGUAUGUAUAUUAAUUGUAUUUGUUGUAAUAAGUAAUUACGCAAUGGUGUGUGGUAUAAUCAUGUGAAAUUAUGUUCUAAUAAUAUAUUGUGGACUCAUUGGUGGUAGGUAGAAGACUCGGGUGUCGACGACAUCUUCAAUUGAAAAAUAUGUUGACAAAAAAAAAUACAAAAUAAUUUAAUUUUAUAAAAAAAAUGUAUAAAAUGUACGACGGAUGCUAUUUAAAAAAUAUAAUAUAAUGAAUAAGAUUUUAUUAUAAAAGGAGACGUGUUGAGCGAUGUCCUCAGCCGAUGUACGUUACGUUAGUGCGGAUGUGUCGACACCCACUGACUAUGUCGCAGUAUACAUAAUGUAAAAUGAAAUGUCUUUUAUUAAUAGACUGGAUAAUGCUGUGAGCUGUCGUGUAAUAUAUGUAGCCGAGCCUGUCUGUCUGUGCGGCGCGGCGCACAUAGGUUACUACGCUAGGAAAUUAUUCGUAAUUUUAUAUUGUACAAACAUCUGACUAAUGACUAAUUGAGAUUGUACAGUUUCCGAUUUAAUAAAGUAUAUAGUUGUAAAGUGGUCGUGUGCUUGUAUCUUCAACGUAAAUGUAAUGGACUUUACAUUUAAAGUAAAUAAGGCAAUAAAUCUACAUAAUUGUAAUAAUCUACACUAAUGUAAUAUUAAUCGAGUCUGGUUUAAUCAGACUCGCGAAGGCUAGACUGUAAUACCGCGCCGCGCGCACAGACAGACAGAGUACAUAGUGAAGUAGCAUAUAUAAUGAAGUAGCGGCAAUAGUGUAAACGUUUGGGGCCGACGUCGACCGCUACACAUUCGCGAUACUUGUACAAUAUUCUCGAAUACUUGAGAAUCUAAAUCCGACGUGAUCUGUGGCGAUGUCCGUGGCUAAAUAAUAAGCAAUAGUAAGUGUGUAGUACUUGCAUACUUGUGCCUGAUAAUAAUAUGUCAAAGACACCAAAAACUUGGCUGAGUAUAACGAGCUGUGUGGCUGGUUUGUGCUUUCACAUAGAGGCUGUGUGCAUCGUCACUGCUCGGGCCCCGCGCGGGUAAGGGGUUGGUCCUCGCUCGGGGAGCUACACAGUGCCGCACUGCUCCACGUCCACUUUAUUACCAAGAUGUCGGAUGGUGAGACUCUGUGAAGCUCGUCGGGUGGUUGUCGCGACGACUAAGGUGACAAGUUGUUAUUCGUGCCUUAGUAAAGUUUUGUAUUACAGUAAUUGUAUUGUACGUCGCCCUCCACUUCUCUUCUCCCCCUCUCAAACCUGUGCCACGAUCAUGGAGGUAGCGGGCUGGGUACUCUUGACGUAGUCGGUAAUAUACGAGACUGGGGUGGAUGUAACUUAGGUUUGUAUUGCUAAUUAAGUUAUAAACAACUCCUGAGUCCAUCCCGAGUUAUGUCCAUGAUCUGUGCACAAUUAUAAUUACAUUACUCUUAAGUCACAAAUCUCUUGGAGAGCUACUUCUCGAGGGCUGCUGACCUCUACAGAGGAACAAUCUUGAAUAUACGGUUUCAAGAGAAAAGUUAUUUGUCCAACAAAUUGUUCACUAUUUUCGCAUUUUUACGUAGACAUUUAUAAAGUUCAUUAUACUUUGAAAUACACGAAGAAACGUUUUGUAAACAAUUUUUAUGUCAUUCGUUUAGAAGCUUUUUCUCACUUGGAUAUCGUCUGACAAAUUCCUGUUUGCAAUAGACAAGUUGACAGCACACACCGGGUGUCGCGGCUUGUAUCGAGGAACUGAGCCGCGUCACUGUACAGGAAUGCGUUUACAACGUACAAAUGGUUCCGGCUACAAUCACCAGUACUGUCAAUAUGUAUGGUAUAUAUUUAUUUCCUCAUUAUUCUAGUAUUCAACGUAUUAGAUAAAUUAUUUACGUUUACAUUACACGCUCACUGUGUUGCCACACGCGAAACUAAUUCACCUCCUUGCCAGAUAAGAAAUCGCAUUUAUAUAAUUUUACUUUAUCCAUUUGUUGGUAAAUAGAUAACUAGAGUUUCUAUAGCUACUUGCGCCCGCGCCGGCAACACAGUGUACGUUUGUUUUUCGCUUAUUUAACUAGCAGGUUGAUAUGGUUAUUGUUUAUCCGUUAUUUAGAUGAAUUAUAAUUUUUAUUUUUAAUAUUAUUUCUUGACCAUUAAAUGCAUCGAUGCUAAUUCAACGUGUCACUAGCUAGGGAGAAACUGUAAAGAUUAAUGUAACUAUUUAAUUAAAAUAUAUAAGUUUUUCAAUACA